Alnus glutinosa is the source of this 2183-nucleotide messenger RNA. Its product is annotated as squamosa promoter-binding-like protein 6. Lineage: Eukaryota; Viridiplantae; Streptophyta; Magnoliopsida; Fagales; Betulaceae. The record is from RefSeq and is a predicted model, not a curated record. The transcript has 6 exons. The coding region runs from base 393 to 1904 and encodes 503 amino acids. Gene Ontology annotation, molecular function: DNA binding. Gene Ontology annotation, cellular component: nucleus.
GCUAUGAAAUUCAGUGUGGAAAUUAUAUGAUUCCCUGUUCACUAAACAGGGCAAAAAGAAGUGUUAAAAGCUCUUCAAUGUUAGUUCACCUUCUCACUCUCUCUUAAAUAGCGACAACCUCUUCCAUGGAGUUUGGGAUGCACUAAUAUCUCUUUCACACUGAGGUGUUCCUGUCUCAUCCCCACCCUGCAAUACCAAUAUUGCACAGUACGUUGGAAUUGAGAGUUGGGGACAUUUGUGACGUUUAUCUCAUUGUAUUGAGGUUGGCUUUGUGGGUUGUGUACAGUGCUUAUCAAGAUUGUCCAAUGAUUACCCAUAUUUAGUUAUUAUGCAAAUUAGUGGAUAUGGAAAAUUAGAAUUCAACAUGGUUUGUAGUGAUUCUGUUGCCUGACAUGGAGUCUUGGAACUUCGUUUCAGAAGGGAAGGGGUUUGUAUCCGAUGAAACAAUAUUACCUGCAAAUUCUCUCAUGAGAAGUAAAAAUGCCUUGAUGGGUUGGGAAUUGAGAACAUGUAGUUUUGGCAAAAACAUGUUAUUCUCAGGUCAAGAAGAUGACUCCACUUCGAAGCGCUCAAGCUCUGUGGUGGACUCAAACAGCCGGGAUUCUUCUUCCAUUGAUUUGCAGCUGGGGCGGCUUCCUGAUCAGAGAGAUGCCCAUAUUUCUAAAAUUUCCAAAGGAUUUCCCAUUUUGUCUUCGUCCGAGUCGUCUAGACCUGCAAAGAGAGUGCGAGCAUCGGGGCUUUAUUCACAAAAUGCCUUCUGCCAAGUUUAUGGCUGUAACAAGGAUCUAAACGCCUCUAAAGACUACCACAAGAGGCAUAAAGUUUGUGAGAUUCACUCGAAGACAGCCAAAGUUAUCGUCAAUGGCAUUGAACAGAGGUUUUGUCAGCAGUGUAGCAGGUUUCAUUUGCUGGCUGAAUUUGAUGAUGGUAAGCGUAGCUGCCGUAAACGCCUUGCAGGCCACAAUGAGCGUCGCAGAAAGCCUCAAGUGGGUAUUCACUCUGGAAGGGCCGGGAGAUUGAUUCAGUCAUAUAAUGGUAUCAGAUAUGAGGGAAGUUCUUUAUCAACAACAUCCUUUAUUUGCCCAGAAUAUCUCCCUAGUGGCUUUUUGCAUCCUGAGAAAUAUGGAACCGGUGACUGGUGCAGGCCUAUAAAAGUUGAAGAUGGGAGUGACUAUAGGCCUCUGUCAACAAUUCCUGUUACCAAUGGGAAUCUGCAUUCAAAAUCCCUCCUCCAUCAUGAUAUUGGGAAACAGUUCACCCCAUUUCACGACAACGGAGCUAUUACUGCAACAGGAAGCACUUUUUGCGAUAAUACUAGUCAAUACACAAAUGAUGUAGGAUGCCCAACUUCUAGUUCACGUUCUCUUUUCCAGAACACCCCGUUAGCAAGUGAAGACUUCAAUGUUUUCGAUGCAGCGUCAACCGUUCAAGGAUUAUCAGGAAUUUCAGACUCCGGUUGUGCUCUCUCUCUUCUGUCAUCUCAGUCACAGAAGUCUUCAAGCCAUUCAUCUGGAAUUCCCAUGGCUCGUCCCCUGAUCAUGUCAGGUAGCCAUCCCCAUUACGGCAUGAGUCGAGUCUCUGAGAACUUCAGAGGAACAGCCUCGCAGGAUUCCUUAAGUGGAGUGUCGAAUAAGUUCCCUUCAUCAGAAAUGAAUUCUGCAGAAGAGAAUCAGCUGGGCCCCAUACUGAUAUCUGAUAGUAGUGGUGCUGUUAACUUUGAAAUCACAGAUAGGAUGUUCCAAGGGUCUGAUUGUUUGAAUUCAAACAAUCGUCAUUCCUGUGAAAAUGGACCUACCAUGGACUUGCUUCAGCUGUCAUCACAGCUCCAGCGCGUGGAGCAUCAGAGGCAAUUUGUGCAGAUGAAGCAGGAUAAUGAUGCUUUCUGUUGCCUGCGGAUCACUUAAAUGCUCAGAAAACAAGAGGCUGAAUGGUUGCACUUGUAUCCAGACAAGGGGAGAAAUGUGUCCUAGAAUGUGGCUGUCUGGAAGAAACCUACAUUGUAUCUCCCGAAGUAAGAUAGAUGGAUGUGUUUAAGCCUGACUCUGUUAAUUCAAUUAGGAAGUCAUUCUUUAGAGUGGCUAAUGGCUCCAAAAUUUAAUUGUUCACUUGUAUAUGAAUUACGUGAUUCGAUAGUCUUUGGUAACUAAAUCAAAGAAUGGAGCUAAUCUCAUUCGUGCUUGCAA